This is a messenger RNA of Naegleria gruberi, 609 nucleotides long. RefSeq lists its product as uncharacterized. The record is from RefSeq and is a predicted model, not a curated record. NCBI's taxonomy places the organism in Eukaryota, Heterolobosea, Eutetramitea, Acrasida, Naegleriidae. The coding region runs from base 1 to 609 and encodes 202 amino acids. The transcript has a single exon.
AUGAUUAUUCCAAGUAGAAAUUAUACAGCACCCAUUGGUUUAAAAAUUGAUGGAGCCAAAAAAUUCGUCAAUUCUGCUAUGGGAUGUAAAAUUUAUUCGUUGAAGGUUUCAUUGGACAAACCUUACUACAGAGGAAAUACUUCUGAUAGAACAGAUAUUCAAAACAUUUACUUUGGAUAUCGUGCUAGAUACAGAACAUUGGAUAAUAGAUGUAUCGGUGUUGGUUCUGGUUGGGGUUUGUAUCCUUAUGCUGACGGUGCUGAAAGUGUUUGCAAUUGUUCAAUGAUAUUCACAGUGUUUCAUACAGGAUUUGGAUUCUUGGAUAAUUCAACAAUUCCUGAUCAAUAUUAUCCUUUGACAAUUAGUAUCACACCAAGUUUCAAGAAUUACAAAAAUGACCCAUAUUACUAUUGCACUGUUGACUCAAUUUCUUGUUCGAAACAAUACUGCACAUGCACAAAAGAAGGAGGCAAUAAUUUUGACGAAAGUCAUUUUUAUUUCCCUCCAGUGAAUCCAUCAACUAGGAGUGUUUCAUUAGCUUUUACGAUUUCACAAAAUAUUUAUUUAACUAUAGUUUUAUUGAUUUUCUUCAUUUUGUAUUUAGAAUAA